This is a messenger RNA of Paramecium sonneborni, 936 nucleotides long. NCBI's taxonomy places the organism in Eukaryota, Ciliophora, Oligohymenophorea, Peniculida, Parameciidae. The record is from the annotation of a GenBank genome assembly.
AUGGUAAUUCAAUUAAACAAUAAAAUAAAUUGUCUUGCUUUUGCUUUUAAUAAAGAUUCCUAAAUUUUUUCAAUUGGAUUUGAUAAUUAAAUAAUUAUAUACAAAUUCAAAUAAAGAAUUUAAAAAUAAAUUCAAGUAUUAUUAUAUCAACAUAAAAAUGACGUGUUUACAUUAAAUUUCCUGAAAAAAUCCAAUUAGUUGAUAUCAGGAGAAUACGAUAGUACUAUUUUAAUUAGGUCAAUUAAUAACAAAAAUUAAUGGGUUUGUUCAUAAACAAUUAAAGGACAUUAUUCGAGCAUUUAUUGCUUAAUUAUCAAUAAUAAUGAAGAUCUAUUUAUAUCAGGCAAAGCCGAUAAGACUAUUAAGUUUUGUGUUAAGAAAAAUAAAUGGAUCUGUUCAUAAACAAUUACAGAUUAUCAAAAUAGUAUUUACUCAUUAAGUUUGAAUGACUAAUAAAAUUAUGUUAUUUCUUGUUGAUGGGAUAAACUAAUAUUGAUAAUUGAGUAUUCAGCAUAAAAUAAAAAUUGGAUUGUAAUUUAAAAAACUAAUGUUGAUUGUUAUGGAUUUCGAUUAUGCUUUGUCGAUGAUAAUCUAUUUAAAUUUUAAUCUAUCGAAGGCAAUUUGAUGCAUGUCUACGAGAUGAAUAGUGUAAGAAGAUAAUUUAGUAAAACUAAAGAUAUUAUUAUUAAUCAAGGUAAUGAUAGUGAAAUGUUAUUUCCACAAUAAUAUAUUAAAUCUAAAUAAUUAUUAGUGAAUAAACAUGAUAAAUAUAUCAAUUUUAUUAGAUUGAUAGAAAAUGAAGAAUUUAAACUUGAGUAAAAAAUACAGUUUAGCACAAAAUAAAUAUUUGGAUCAUUAAGUGAUGACAGAGACUAUUUGAUAACAUAGGAUUCAAUAUCAACAGAAAUAUAAAUUAGAGAAUGCAGAGAAGAAUGA